GCCUUGACCCCGCCUGCCCAGCCAUGGCAGCCUCACUGAGCCGCCCCUGCUUCAUCUCCCUCCACGUGCCCUACAGGCAGGGCUGGGCCCAGGACCUGGCCAACACCUUUCGCUUUCAGCCAGUGGCCGUGCGGGAGACGCCACGGGUCCGGCAGCUGGCCUUGCGGCGGGGAACUGCCGUCUUCCUCAUCAACGAGCACCUGGCGCCAGGGCCCACCAGCACCUCCUCCCAUGAUUUCCUCUACGAUGUGGACCCCCAGCCCGUCUUGGGCACAGCCUCCAACGUCUGCUUCGAGGUGGACGACGUGCCGGGGCUCUGCAAGCGGCUGCAGAACCAGGGGUGCUCCCUGCCGGUUCCUCCCACUGAGGUGAAGGAUGACGGUGGCUCCGUCACCUAUGGGGUGGCGAGGUCCAUCGUGGGCAACAUCAGCCAUACCCUUCUGGACCGGUCCCGCUACCGGGGACCCUUUCUGCCCGGCUUCCAGCCCAUCCAAGGAGCCCCCUCGGCCAUGAGGGACGGGAUUGAGAUCACCCACUUUGACCACAUCACGUACGUCUGCCCACGGGGCAGUGCCCGGGUGGCUCUGGACUGGUACCAGCGGUGCUUCGGCUUCCGCCGCUUCCUGCUGAACCCACGGGAGAGGCCAGCGGAGGGGUACGUGCUCGGGGGGCAGGGGAUGGGCAUGCUGCUCCUCGCACUGCAGAGCGCCCAGGGUACCCCGGCUCAUGGCUGCAAGCUCGUCCUCGCCGAGUCCCUCUCAGAGGAUGGCGCCAACCAAGUCGACACCUUCCUAGUGCAGCACCGUGGGGCUGGGAUCCAGCAUGUCGGCCUCCGCACCACCAAUAUUGUCAGCACGACCAGGGCUUUGCAGCAGCGGGGUGCGCGGUUCUUCACACCCCCUGCCACCUAUUACAGCCAGGGGGGCAAAGCGGAGGAGAUCCGGGGAGCCGGGCAGGACCCCUGCACGCUGGCAGAGCUGGGCAUCCUGCUGGACACCACGGUGCCUGGGGACAAGGGAUGGCCGGGCACUGAUGCUACAGAGAGCGCUUCCCAGGAGUAUUUGAUGCAGAUCUUCACUCAUCCCAUCUUCUCUGAGGAGACCUUCUUCCUGGAGCUCAUUGACCGGCGGGGAGCACCGGGCUUUGGGGAAGGCAAUAUACGGGCACUGUGGAAAGCCGUGCAGGUCUAUAUGGACCAGCAGCAGUAGGGGUAACUCUGCAAUCCUGCUCCCUCAGCUCCCCAUCCUCUCCGGUCCAACCCUGGGGCAAUACACUGCUGUAGAGAUACCAGGGAGUGCUUGCAGCAUGGCCUAGGAUGGCAGGGACCAAGGGAGGUCUCCAGGUCAACCCAGAGCCAACCUGACAGCAGGUUGCUUGGAGCCAGGUCCAAGCAUCCUGAGCAUCCCCCAGGAUGGAGGGUGAUUUCUCCCCCUCCCUGGGUUCCCAGGGAUUUACUGGUCUCACGUGAAGAACUUUCUGCCUUAAUUUAAUCUUGAUCUAAUCAGACUUGUGCCUGCAGCAUGGCCAAGGACAGUUGGCAGAGCAACACCCCCAAACAUAGGGGGAUGAGGGGCUGCCAAAGGGGCGUGCAUAACCUGGGGGCCAUGGACAUGGCAGCUCAU
This is a messenger RNA of Gavia stellata (red-throated loon), 1622 nucleotides long. RefSeq names its product 4-hydroxyphenylpyruvate dioxygenase like (gene HPDL). Gene Ontology annotation, molecular function: 4-hydroxyphenylpyruvate dioxygenase activity. Gene Ontology annotation, biological process: aromatic amino acid metabolic process. The transcript has 2 exons. The coding region runs from base 24 to 1208 and encodes 394 amino acids. The record is from RefSeq and is a predicted model, not a curated record. Lineage: Eukaryota; Metazoa; Chordata; Aves; Gaviiformes; Gaviidae.